ACAGUUGUAAUUUAAUUAUUGAAUAUAGAUGUCACUGAGUGUAGAUGUCGUACAUAUGUAUGACACCCACAUUAUUAUUAUCAAUAAACAAAAAGCACCUAAAUCUUCAUGAUCUAGACCAUCUAGACAACACAUGUUGUAAUAUACAUAAUAAAAAAUAAAUAAAUAAUUAUUAAUUUUAUUCAUUCUUUGAAGAAGAUAAAAAAAAAAAAAUCAUAUAAUUAAAAUAAUGACCGAAUCAUUUCGUGAACCAGCAUUAUUUGUUGGAGAUAUUGAUGAGGAAAUUGAUUUCUCAAAGCCUCCAAACUCUGGUGAAGAAUACAUAAAGCGUGUCGUAGUCGAAGCAAAGCAGUGUGAUGAUAUUGUCGUAGCAAAUAUUGAUAGUAAAAAAUUAAAGAAACCUACUGUUGAUGUUGAACAUUUGGCAGGAUGUGUUGAAGCUCCAGAAACGUUAUGUCCAACAUUGGAGUGGCAAAAUUGCCAGGUUGCUGAUUUUUCAAAGCUGAGACUUAAUGUAGCUGGACUUAAAAUUGAAAGGGAGAAUUGCAGGAGUAAAAAAAAAUCAAUAUCAGUGCUUCCAGACGCUGAUGAUCAAACAGACUGGAUUAAUUUUUGUCUUGGAUCGGCUGACCAAGACCCUCAUGUUCCAACACUAGAUAUUAUUUUUUCAAUGAACCAACCUUUAGUUGAACAAGUACUAGAGUAUCUUGUAGAACAAGUAGAUACUAAAGGUCUUAGCUCUGAAUUAGGACGUUGGAUCUAUGCCUUGCUGAGUGUCUUAGAAAUUCCAUUGAACCCUGAUAUCUGUUCAUGUUUAAGGACAUUAGCACGGGCUUGUUCACGUGCUCGAGCUAAUUUAGCUUCUAGUGAUGACAGUAUAGUAUCAACUAUGAAUCUUUUUAUCUGUCUAGUAGCAAGAUAUUUCAGACAAUUAGAUUUAGCUGAUCCUUAAUAAUAAAAUACUGAAAAUUAAAUGUAAAAUAAUUUUUUAUUUUUCAUACAUGUUUUUUAAUAAA
Molecule: messenger RNA, 1016 nt
Organism: Microplitis mediator
Lineage: Eukaryota; Metazoa; Arthropoda; Insecta; Hymenoptera; Braconidae
Gene: Gem2
Product: gem-associated protein 2
Exons: 5
Coding region: 230-952 (240 amino acids)
Biological process (GO): spliceosomal complex assembly; spliceosomal snRNP assembly
Cellular component (GO): nucleus; SMN complex; spliceosomal complex
Source: RefSeq, a predicted model, not a curated record